Messenger RNA from Leguminivora glycinivorella, 6994 nucleotides. RefSeq lists its product as uncharacterized. Lineage: Eukaryota; Metazoa; Arthropoda; Insecta; Lepidoptera; Tortricidae. Bases 1 to 1230 code for a protein of 409 amino acids. The transcript is spliced from 9 exons. The record is from RefSeq and is a predicted model, not a curated record.
AUGAAUCGUCCCUCAGAGCCCCCGCAAGUAUCGCGGCCGCCUGUGACGACGGGCGGCAGCUACGUGCUGGUGGACGCCGCGGCGCCCGAGCGCGCCUUCCUGCGCCCCGCCGCCCGCGCGCGCCAGGGGGAGUUCGACGAGAUCGUGUGCGAGGUCGCUCUGUACGGCGCUGCGGAAGACACACCACGGCUAAAAGAGCUGCCAACAGCGGGUCAGACGGUCGUAGCGCGGUUCACGGACGGGCAUCACUACCGCGCGCUCGUGCAGCGAGUCAGCUCCAAGCUCAAGCGAUGCCUGCUCGAGUUCAUCGAAUACGGCAACGCAAUGGUAGUAGAAGACCUAGACUCCCUCUGUCCGUGCCCACCGCAGUUCUCCCUCGACGCUCGACCGACGCUCACGUCGCACGUGACGCUGCAGCUGACGCAGGACUCGUUCUCGGACGCCGCCACCGCCUACUUGGACAAGCUGAAGGACGACGCCACCGAGUUGAAGCUGAGCAUUCCAUCCGGCGAGAAGACUGGUCCCAGUAAGACUCCCGUCCGUCUGACCGUGGUCGAGACCAAUGAAGACGUGAACCGCACCGUGGACGCGCUCUCCACGCCCGAGUGGCAGAAGAUCCUGCAGCGAGGCGGGGACGUGCUAGAAACGGAAACGUACCACUUCCACCAAGUCACAUACGUGGACCCGCCGGCGACCGGCGGCGAGAUGGUCAUCCUCGACUGUAGUCUACUAGAACACGCUAUGGUUUCCGGACACGUCCAGAACGCUGAACACGCGCGCAAGGCCGCAGCUCUCUUGCCCCGGUUGGAGGCAUACUGCAAUAGCGCGCUCGCCAAGGAUCCCUACCUUCCCAAACCAGAGGAGCUGUGCAUCGCAAUGUGUCCCACCAAGAAGCAGUGGCUCCGCGGCGUGAUGCUGCAGCAGGAAGGCGGCCCCGGCGGCGCGGAGGCGCAGAUCCUGUUCUACGACCGCGGCGACCUCGCCACGCUGCCCGUCUCGCAGCUGCGCAAGAUGAUGCCCGAGUUCGCCAGGGACGUUCCCGCCGCCGUCUGCACACUGGUCAUCAAAGAUUUCCCCGAGCAGCCGACAGCAGAGCAGCUAGAGCGCGCCAAGAAGCACCUGCAGGUGAGCCCCGCGGGCGUCGGCAGCCUGCGCGUGACGCGCGUGAGCAAGCACGACGUCGGCGAGUACCUCGUCACCGCGCCCGACCUCAUACAGGCCAUACAGUAGGGACGAGCGUGCGAGUUCCGAUAGUGUUAGGACCCAUUUAGACGGUACGAGAACUCGUAUACGAGUUUUAUUACAUUGCGGUAUUUGGUGGCUCAACAACAGCCCGCAAUGUAACUAAAAUCGCAUGCGAGUUCGCACGCCGUCUAAAUCAGGCCUUAUUUAUGAGAUUCCGAACUAAGAGGUACCACAUUUUUGCUUAAUAUAGCUAGAUCUGUAAGUAAAUGUUGAACAAUGUUGGGACAUUCCACAAGAAAGUUGCUUACGACAUGCAAUUAGAAUAAGAAUAGUUUAUUAUUAAUAAGAAAUGAUUACAAUAGGUACAUUUGUCCUGUGGCCCCACACUAGGCUAAGCCUGUCACGUGGCAGCAUUUCAAUUUGUCUAUAGUUCAGAUGUUUCAACCAGUUCUUAAUUACAUGUUUUGCUUCUAAAGGGGACUUUUUAGAAGCAAAACAAUUCUUCUAAUACUUCUGAAGACGCUAAGAAAGCGGAGUUGUGUCUGCCAACCUCUCAUGACUUGGUUAUCAAAUCGGCAGUAUUUUCACGAGCUUUACGGAUUUGAUUGAAAUAGUUACCAAUACAAGGCAGAAGCGUGUCGUAAGUUACAUUCUCAUGGAAUGCCCCUGCAACCGGUAGUCAGGGUUCUUAACCAGCAUUUUUAUUAAUAUUUAUCUGUUGUGAAACUUGUGAAUUGUCAUCAGCUUUUUCAACAUAUCAAUCAUAAUAAAUCGAUGUAUUUUACUUAAGAUUGUACUCAUGUAACCUCAGUUAUGGUAUUUCGUGUUCGCUGUUAGACUGACAAUGUAACCAACAUUUUUCUGUGCCUACUGUACAGUCCGGUAAAAAAAAGUAGAAAUUGGAAAGUGGCAAUAUCAGUGUGACCUCGUUUUCUCACGGCCGCUGUACACAUGGGGCCAACGGUUGGACCAACCCUUGGUGGAACCCCUUGGCCAAGCGUGUAGAGGGCUACUUGUUGGCAGUUGGCGCUAGCGCUGGCCGGCCAACCGACUGGUAUCGGUUUUUUGUCCACACAUCAAAGGAUCUUGACGCCAAUGCCCAACUGCGUUCACACGUUGGCGCCUCAUUCAGUUUGUCGUCAGCCGUCAGAGAGGACAGUAGUGAGAGAUUUACGAAAAUAAAUAGUUUAUCUAUACCAAUAAUAGUGUUGAUUUUAGGAAAUACAAUACCCUUGCAAAUUUUUUAUGUAUUGCCUAAAAAAGAUAAUUAAUGUGCUUAUCAGAAUAUUCAAAAAAUUGUUAAUAUUUCAGAUAAUUUAUUUUAUCACGAGGUUAUUAUUUAUUAAUUAAAUUUUGCUGACAACGUGAAUGACCUAGAAUUAUCUAGCCUUUUCCAUUCUACGUCCAUCCUGUAUGAAGGGCCAAUGCCAAGUGAUUGGUUCACCAAUGUGUAAACAGCGACUCUUAUUUUGGCCAAGGGGUUCCACCAAGGGUUGGUCCAACCGUUGGCCCCAUGUGUACAGGGGCCAUCACACAUAUUGUUUAGAAUGUUGCUACUUUCUGAUUUCUACUUUUUUUGCCAAGCUGUACAUGUGACAAAUCGUUAAUAAAUAAGUAAUCAUAUUAGCACGUAAUAUGUGGUGACGCUUGUAAGUAAAAGGUACCACAUUGUCACUUACUAUAAGUGUGACAUUUGCUCGCAUAUUUAUAACUGAUACCUGUUAGAUUGUCCUUAAGUGUAAACCACAUGUACCUUUUGCUUGACAGGGGAUCAUAUUAUCUUUGGAUUGCUGAUAAUGAUGAAUCCAGCCAGGCAAGUAUGGUCACGCGAUAAACGAUAAAACAUCUGGCUGUCCCUAUCGCACUUAGGAAUAGUGCGAUAGGGACGGCCAGAUGUUUUAUCAUUUUUCGCGCGACCAUACUUGCCUGGCUGGACCUUUUUCUCAUUGAGAGCCACAUUUAUCCUUGCUUGUUUUUUUAGGUAUAGUUGUAAUUUUUAUUUGCUUUGAUAAGUUGACAAUUUAUGAAUAUGGAGAAAAGAUUACAAUCAUUUUGGUGUAUUUCUCAUUUUUUCAGUUUAUAUAGUUAUAAGAUUACUUUCAGUAAUAACUAAUAGGUUAUGUUAGUAAAUUACAUAUAAUAUGUAAAUAAAUACCGCGGCUUACUGAUAUUGACGGAUCGCAAUAUUUACCUCUAAAGUUAAAUUAUGUGUGCAUUCUAUGUCGCAUUUUGUGAUAAAUAUUGUGAUCUGUCAAUAUACUAGACUACACAUUCAGUCGCAUUCAAUUACAUCUACACAGUUCCGUGAACAAAUAUAUCUGAAAACGUAGUCAUAAGUCAUGUUCAGAUAUGUAUUUAUGUUCGUGUAAGUUUGUACAUGUAGUCUUGUACCAUGUACCUAAACGAGACUGCAGUAAAUAUUUAGAUAUUUCAGUACAUAUCGGAAAACUGGACAAAUUGACGGUUGAACUCUACGAAAUAAUACAUUAGAAUCGAGUGAGCCGAAUUAAAAUACGGCCAAAGGGAGUGUUUUAAAUCCAUAGUCCAUACAUACUAGUUAAGAAUUUCCCAUUCGCGCGUUAUUGUACAUUUUUCAGUAGGUACUGUAAAAUGAAUUGUAUGCUAUAUUAUAUAUCUGUCAGUAUUGACCACUUUUAUUGAUAUUAAUAUCACUAUAUUUACUGUAUGUUUUUGUCUAGAGAUUUAAUUUAUCUAAUACUUUGACAUUUUCUAUUCGUAAGUUGACAUAAGCAUGUUAUUUGUUAUAAGUUACCGAUUAUUACUGUCUGAUCAUUAUUAGUUUAUAAUAAGCGUAAUAAUUAGCAAAUAAUUAAUAAUAUACGGAUUUAUAUGAAAGCCAGCAGAUAAACCUUAAAAAUGCACAAUAAGAAAGAAGACAUCUCAGUAGUUAAUAUCCGGCAGCGGCGACGCGAUCGGUAUGUGGCUCUCGCACGCGCCGCGCGGCACGGCAGCGCGGCCAGUACUGACGCGACCGGCAUCCUCCGGUCCCGCAUGUACUCGCUGCACCUCGCUGCGUGCGAGCGCUACUCAAGGACAAACCGCGCGGCGUAAAAAUUGUUUGAAGAAUUAUUACUGGUUUUUUACUGUGACAACGCUUUAGUUUUGUCAGUGAUAGUGCAUUUUUAGGAUAGACGUAUUAUUUACCUUGACUCUGUCAAUAGACCUUUAGAUGGCUGGCAGUCCUCAACUAUGCGUUUCUCCAGAAACUUCCUGCCUUCAGCUAAACUGUGGAAUGAAUUGUCGCCUGCGGUAUUUCCGGACCAAUACGAUCUUCAAAUCUUCAAGAAAGAGCGUACACCCAUUUUAAAGGCCGGCAACGCACCUCCAACUCUUCUGGUGUUUGAGGAGUCCAUGGGCGGUAGUUAUCGCAUAACAUCAGGCGAUCUGUCUGCUCGUUUGCCUCCUAUCUCAUAAAAAAUACUUGUCAAUAUUAUUCCACCAAUACCUUGUUCUUGUAGAUAUUUACCUAAAGCCAUAAAUUAAAUAUAACAUACACAUAGACGGCGCCACAAAAAAUUGUGUGGUGUAUUGUAUGCGCGUUUUAGGCGGUCGCAUUUUAAUGUAUGGGAUGGUAUGGUCUUCUUAUAUUUAAUCUAUGCUAAAGCUUCUUGGGUAUUGAUAUUUUUCCUGUUUUAUAUUAUUGUAGCCGGGUACACAGACCCCGCGAAGAAUACGGGCGUUUGCUCAUGUGCAUAUUUGCCGCCAUCAGUUUUCCCGACAACCACGGGAUGAGGGGUGGUGUUAUUCUUUCCUGAUGCCGGUACCACGCGGCAAUCGCUUUUGUGGUUAGAACUUUCUUGUGUGGUGUUCGCUUCCACGAAUUUAGGUUUAAAGAACUUUAUUCCUCAAAGAAAUUUAACAUUCGCUUAAAGAGAAAAUCACUUUUACCUUUGGGUACAUAUUAGAAAAAAUGGCAAAACAAAUUUCAUAAUUGUUUUCGGCCAUUCAUCCCCAAUGACGAACGGGGAGGUCAAAUUAUUUCUUUGAGGUGUUAGUCAACCUUUGGCUAGCAAUCUUUUUUCAACCGCCUAAUACCUAGCCUGGUGAUUCCGUAUCUCGGGUAUCUCAUUAUUACCCUAAGUUUUGAUGUAAUGUGGUCACGGACAGACUGUAUUUCAUCUUGGCGAAGAAAAUAGUUGAAUAGUAUUGACGUCGCUAAAGAUAUAGGACGUUUUUAUUAUUAUUCGAAGCCUGCUGUGUCCCACUGUUGGGCAAAGGUCUCCCCCUCUUUUUCCAUUCGUCUCUGUUUGGUGCUAUGUCUAGCUAACCACUCAAAUAUGAGUCCAGGUUAUUCCGCCUUCGCCGACGUGGUCUGCCGGAUCCCCGGUUUGACCAAAGACUGUCUGCGUUAUUAUUUUCCGUAGUUUUUCUCAAUUUAUUACUUUUCGCACGUGGCCAUGUGAGAAUCUUCACUUGGUCGGUACAUUGCAUUGAAGGAGGGUACACUGCCCACAACAAUAAAAUUAUGAGAUGUUCGAAUUCUUGGUGUUUACCACGAAUGCAAAAAAAGUUUUAAUUCCAGGGGUCGCAUUAGGGACUUCACUCGUAUAUGACAUCUAUUUCAGUAUUAUUCCUCGUUCAGAUUUGGUUUUGAUACUUUUGAUGAACGUUCAUUCAGUAGGUGAACGUGUGGGUGAUCUUAAAAGGAAGACUGCCUCCGAGUACAGCUGUUGCAUAUUCCGUAAUUUUUAACCCGACUUCUUUACUGAAAAUAAAGGAGUUUUUAUAUAUUCGGGUUCAUUUUAUGUAUGUUACCUGAUUACUCAGAGAUCCAUGGUCCGAUUUCAAUAAUAAUUUUUUUUGUUUGGAGGCUACCUCCAAGGUGGUCCCAUAUUAAUCCGAAGCUGUUAUGAUGAGGGAACUCCUCAAUUUUUAAAGGUAUAUGUAUGGUGAUUUCGGUGUUUUCUGAAACUCAAGCAGUUUCUCUCGAAAACUAGCACUUUCAUAAAGUGAACCUCAGGAUGAUGAUUGUUCUUUUUGAAGUCGGUUGUAUUUUUUUGUAAAAGUUUUUAUUAUGAACAAACAGUUUAAAGGUGAUGACCCUGAUUGUAUUCCCAGUCAUCGCUAUGGGAAAAACUUCGUUGAGAAGAGUAUAAUAUACAGUACAUGUGUACUAUUUUUUCCAUUACUUGGCAAAAUAAUUAGUACCUUUUUAUGAACGCUUCCAUGUUUUCCAAUUUUAACUUAUUCACGGGUGAUUAGCUUAUUCACUAUCGACGUGGUAUAAAUAACUUCGGCGUAUCGGAUAACUAGUGCAUAAUGUACUAAAUAUCUCGAGCAAGUUUUCAUGCCUACCCUCAGGUACUGCCUGAAUUUCAACAUUAAAGUUUCUAGACAACUGCUCCACAGAUCGGAGGCGGGCCCGAAGAGCCCCCAUAUCAUCCUUAAAAAGCUGGUAAUUAUUUCUAUUUCCAAUAUUUAAUUUAUCUAUGGGUGGGUCAUAAUACACACCCGUCGUCGUACAAUUUCCUUGUGGGGUUUGAUUUUCAAUUAUGAACCAUUUUUCCUUUAGAAGUUUUUCAUUACGUUCAUGGAACAGAUCUAAUGUUUGUUUUUCUUUUCUUUCUUUACAUGUUGAAUCAUCUUUCUAUCAUCAUCUGGAAUGAUGCAGAAAUUAUUCCAGAUGUGAAACUGUGCGCGGAAGCGCUGUUUGCCUAUCGAUAAGUGCGUGCUACUUUCGUUCCGGAGGUCGCGGGUUCGAACCCCGACUGAGCACCACUGAGUUUUUCGGAAUUUAUGUGCGAAAUGUCAUUUGAUAUUUGCCAGUCGCUUUUUGGUGAAGGAAAAC